Odontomachus brunneus is the source of this 1112-nucleotide messenger RNA. RefSeq names its product putative odorant receptor 92a. Lineage: Eukaryota; Metazoa; Arthropoda; Insecta; Hymenoptera; Formicidae. Gene Ontology annotation, molecular function: olfactory receptor activity; odorant binding. Bases 40 to 999 code for a protein of 319 amino acids. Gene Ontology annotation, biological process: sensory perception of smell; detection of chemical stimulus involved in sensory perception of smell. The transcript has 6 exons. Gene Ontology annotation, cellular component: plasma membrane. The record is from RefSeq and is a predicted model, not a curated record.
GUUAUUGUGCACUUUGACGCGCGAAAUCUUUCGCUGCUGAUGGAUUGUCUCGGCCUGGCUCUGGCCAACAGUCUCGCCACGCUGAAACUGUUCGCAAUGAGAUGGAAUCGUCGGAUAUUCCACUAUGUCCUAUCGGCAAUAAAUAAAGACUGGAACGAGUGCAUUAAAUACGAAAUUUCAAGAUCCAUUAUGAUGAGAGCGGCAAAUCAGUCCCGUCGUUGUUCUUAUCUGCUCAUCGGUAUUCACGCAAUGGCUGGUUUCGCUUUGUCGAUUGGUGCUUACAUGUUCCGUUCGGUAAACACCGACGUUCGGGAGCUCCCCGUGAAAAUGGAGUUUUCUUUCGAUUUCACCAAAUCGCCACUCUUCGAAUGCAUCUUGGUCGUGCAAUUUCUAUAUAUUCUGACGAUUGCUUCUAUAGUUGGCAUGAUCAAUGCGUUACUCGCUUCAUUGGUGCUUCAUGUGGGCGGUCAAAUUGACAUCAUGAGACAUGAUCUAUUGCAAAUUCCCGUCGACAAUGAUCCUCGUAUAUCCUUAGCCGUCAUCAGAAAUCUUGUUCUCAGACAUCGUAAAAUUAUCAUUUUGGCGGACAAUAUAGAGACUGUAUUUACGGUCAUCGCGUUGAUGCAACUCUUGUGGAAUACCUUGAUCAUCUGCUGCAGCGGUUUGAUGAUAGUAAUUAGUCUCAGCAUCAAGAAAGGCAUGACGGCUUUGGUGAAAUCCAUGCUUCUUUAUGUUGCUAAGACGAUAGAAGUUUUCGUAUUUUGUUACGCGGGCGAGUUCUUAAGUGCUAAGAGUAAGUCGAUUAGCGAUGCAGUUUAUGAGUCACUGUGGUAUGACAUGUUACCGUCCAACAGUCGCGUCUUAUUGUUCAUAAUAGUGCGAUCCCAAAAGCGACUGACAAUCACCGCCGGGAAAAUUGUUGAUUUAACUUUGGAUGGAUUUAUGAGCGUUAUGAAGGCGUCUGCUUCUUAUAUGUCUGUAUUACAUGCGAUGUAUUAAAUUUGGGAAAAUACGAUCUACCCACAGCAAUUUUUGCGGACGUGCUGGAAAGAGUUACGUACAUUAUGAUCCAUGAUAUUGGAGAAGCACAAAAUCGGCUUCGAGUUGAAACA